Messenger RNA from Sporothrix schenckii 1099-18, 1815 nucleotides. Its product is annotated as ankyrin repeat protein. Bases 1 to 1815 code for a protein of 604 amino acids. The transcript has 2 exons. The record is from RefSeq and is a predicted model, not a curated record. NCBI's taxonomy places the organism in Eukaryota, Fungi, Ascomycota, Sordariomycetes, Ophiostomatales, Ophiostomataceae.
AUGCCAUCUUCCAAAAACGACGACCGCCACGAGCCAGGUCCCGCGCAUCAGUUCAAGCCUGCGGACGCAAAUGCAAACUCGGACGAUAAGACCGUGGAACCUUUAGGAUUUCGCAGGAAGGUUCAAGGUUGGUGGCGGGACCGUAAGGGCGGCGAGCGGGGACAGCGGGACCGGCCCGAACACCACGGUUGGUUAGCUCGGCCGGAAGCCGAUGCCGCACCCGCUGUCUCCACUUUACCCGUCAACGGCAACAAAGACAAGUUGACCUUAGCUGUUCAUCACGAGGAACUGCUCGCUACACCCGCGACCCAAGUCGCCGAAACGAACUGCCGAUCAGAUUCGCUUUGGGAUCGCGCAUACGAAGCCCUCAAAAAAGACAAGCAACAACUGGUCAGGGAGUAUGAGAAGCUUCUCGCAAAGGAGGUACAGACAGCGAAUCUUGCGUCGGAAGCUGCCCUACAAGACAGUUCGCGUUCUCUGCGACAAGCCCAACUGACCACCGUUAUUGAUGGAGGCCUAAAGCGCAUGGACGAGAAGACUACGAAAUACACGAUUGCCGGUCAUGACUUUGUCCUCAAAGAGCAGAUUGCCCAGGCCUCCAAGUUCUUGCUGUGGGCCAAAGACUGGGUGGGCGAGGCCGUCCAGGCAUCACCGCAGGCAUCUAUUGCGUGGGCGGCCGUCUGCCUCGUUCUCCCGCUCCUCACAAACCCCACAACAGCUGCAGAGGCCAACCAGCACGGACUCAAGACAGUCACCGCCCGUAUGCGGUACUAUGUGGAGUUGGAGCCUGUGGUACACCGUCUGGCUGCCAACGGACGGGGCGAUGUUGAUAUGCGUGGGUUAAUGGAGCAGGUGGACAGCAACAUCGUCGAUCUGUACCGGCAGAUUCUCGAGUUCCAAAUCAGCAGCGUGCUGCGGUUCUACGCCAACCACCUCAAGACCUACGCCAAAGACAUGGUUCUGCCCGAAGACUGGACGCAGAUGACGCUUGACAUCGAGGCGCGCGGCGAGACGAUCCGCAAAGACGUGAGCCAGAUCGCGGAAUUGGUGGGACACCAGGACGCAGAAGCGACACAAAGCGUGCUUGCCGCACUCAGCGAGACAAGUCGACAGGCCCUCGACGUGAUGGGCUCGCUUCUGUCGGAGCAACUCUCUGUCUUGCAGCAGCAGCUGCAGCUCGAGAAGGACAUCCGGGAGGAUGCCGUGCGCCAACGGCUGUCGGACGAGCAGAUCGCGUGCCGUGAGCUGUUUUGCCUCACCAACGCCGACGAUGCGACGUACGAGUGGUACAAGGACCGCGUGGAGGACCUGGUCGAGGGCACGUGUCAGUGGGUCCUCCAGCACGAGCACUUCCAACAGUGGCUGGCGCAAGACUCCGGCCCGCUGCUCGUCUCGGCCGAUCCCGGGUGCGGCAAGUCGGUGCUGGCCAAGUAUUUGAUUGACCAGGGGCUGGCAGAGCAAUUGCAGAAGGUGCAGUCCCCGAACGCCACGAACAGCACAAUCUGCUACUACUUCUUCAAAGACCAAGACCAGAACACGUCCCGCCAGGCCCUCUGUGCUCUGCUGUACCAGCUCUUCUCCCGGAAGCCACAUCUUCUGCAGCAUGCUAUACCGUUGUACAGAGAGCACGGCCAUCAUUUGAACAAGUUUGAGAACGAUCUCUGGGCGAUCCUGGGACACGCGGUGCGCGACCCAGACGCCGGGCCGGUCAUUGUCGUUCUCGAUGCGUUGGAUGAAUGUGCCGCGUCCCAGUUCAACGGCUUGAUGCGGAAUUUGGAGACUCUGCUACGCGAUGCCCAGUCGUCCCAUGCCUAG